This is a messenger RNA of Rhododendron vialii, 2741 nucleotides long. Its product is annotated as O-fucosyltransferase 16. Bases 258 to 1976 code for a protein of 572 amino acids. The transcript is spliced from 10 exons. Lineage: Eukaryota; Viridiplantae; Streptophyta; Magnoliopsida; Ericales; Ericaceae. The record is from RefSeq and is a predicted model, not a curated record.
GUUUUAUUGCAACUGUGAAAUGAAAUGAAGCAGGGAAUCCUUGUCGUUAUCGCACAAUCUUUCUACAAGGAGUACCAACUUCUUUAUUGUAAUUUUCCGAGAGAGAGAGAGAGAGAGAGAGAGGUAGAGAGAUCGUGUUCCCUCCUUUUUCCCUCUCCAAAACCAUAAUAGGAGAGAGAGAGAGAGAGAGAGAGAGAGAGAGAGAGAGAGAGAAUGCGGCGGGUGGGGCUCAGCUGAAACCACCACACGCGAUCUACAUGGUCGUCACGGCAUUCCACCGGCGGCGCCACCACAGCCACGGCCGCCUUAUCCCGGCAAUCUCCGCCGUCUCCGGCGCUCUUCUCCUCUUGUUCGCUGUUUUCUCUUUCCUCGCCCCUUCGCCAACUGACCACGAACACCUCCGACAGCAUCUCGUGUUGAACAAUGUUGUCGUCAACGCUGGAGUUUCUGCAUUUCGUGUGCCGACCAGUGGAGGAAGAUUGGAUCGUGAUAUCUGGAAAUCAAAACGAGCCAAAUUCUACUAUGGAUGCAGUAAUGCAAGCAAAACAUUUGAGGAAGCUCAAUCAAUCACGGCUCCCAAACGUUACUUGUUAAUUGUGACCAGUGGAGGUUUGAACCAACAAAGAACUGGGAUUACAGAUGCUGUAGUUGCUGCCCGCAUUUUGAAUGCUACUCUAGUCGUCCCAAAGUUGGAUCAAAAGUCAUUUUGGAAGGAUGCAAGUAACUUUUCUGAGAUCUUUGAUGUUGAGUGGUUCAUAUCACGUCUAGCGAAAGAUGUUAAAAUCAUAAAAGAGCUACCAAGAAGGGACGGAAAGAUUUGGACUCCGUAUACUAUGCGUGUUCCAAGGAAGUGUAGUGCUAAAUGCUAUCAGAGUCGUGUAUUACCUAAUCUGCUAAAGAAGCGUGCUGUUCAGCUCACCAAAUUUGAUUACAGACUUUCAAAUAAGUUGGACAAGGAUUUACAAAAGCUGAGAUGCAGAGUUAACUAUCAUGCAUUGAAGUUCACUGAUCCUAUAAUUGAAAUGGGUGAAAGAUUGGUACAUCGAAUGAGGAUGAGAAGCAAACACUAUAUCGCCCUUCACCUAAGGUUCGAACCUGAUAUGCUUGCAUUCUCAGGAUGCUAUUAUGGUGGUGGAGACAAGGAAAGGAUAGAAUUGGGUGCAAUAAGGAAGAGGUGGAAAACUCUACAUGGUAGCAACCCUGAUAGGGGAAGAAGACAAGGGAAAUGCCCACUUACUCCUGAAGAAGUGGGCCUCAUGCUGAGAGCAUUGGGAUAUGGCAAAGACGUUCAUAUAUAUGUGGCAUCUGGGGAAGUAUAUGGAGGAGAAGAGACAUUGGCCCCACUAAAAGUGCUCUUCCCAAAUUUUUACUCAAAAGACACCCUAGCCCGCAAGGAAGAACUAGAACCAUUUGCUGCAUUUUCUUCUCGGAUGGCUGCACUAGAUUUUCUCGUUUGUGAUGAAAGUGAUGUGUUUGUCACCAACAACAAUGGUAAUAUGGCAAAAAUUUUAGCAGGACGAAGGAGAUAUAAUGGACACAAGCCUACAAUUCGUCCAAAUGCUAAAAAACUGUAUAGGUUGUUCUUAAGCCGAGUUAACAUGACGUGGGAGGCAUUUGCAUCAGGUGUUCGUACUUACCAGAGAGGCUUCAUGGGAGAACCGAUGGAGUUGAGGCCAGGAAGGGGUGCGUUUCACGAGAACCCAGCUACUUGUGUUUGUGAAGAUACAAAGGCCAAAGAGAAAAUGGAAUUGGGUCCCCGAAAACUAGGUAAAGAUGCGGAAUCUGCAACCAGAAAGGAUGUUAGUGAAGUAGUUGAUGAUCAGAAUGAUAAUGACGAUGAGCCAGAAUGGUCUGAUCCUGAUGACUACGAUGACCAAAAUGCCCCUCUGGGGAAAGGUUUGUUUAAUGGAACGGGUUCAGACGAAGAUACUUUCUUAUCCGAGGAGCCUGAGUUGGAAGAUAUGCUGUCAGAUUAGGGGAGGAUGUAGCUUGGCUGUCGUCAAGCAGUUUUUUGUUGUACCCAAGUGAUUCAUUCUCCAAAUUCUUUGCCUCCUUGGGUUCCCUCUCAACGACUUACAAGUUCUUGCAAAAUCUUUUGGAUGUGGUGUGAAGCCAUCUUCCUUGGAACAAAGCAACGGUGAUACAGGGCCAUUUAUAUGUGAUAGUAAUAAUCAGAUGUCUACUUGUGUAUUUCAACUCCAGUGAGGAUUCAGAUGUCUACUUGUGCAUUUCAACUCCAACGAGGAUUUUGGUUCAUCUGUGGCAACUGGGGCUUUUGUUGUCGUGUUACUUAAUGACCCUUCAGAGUCUUUUGCAGAGCGUUUGGCGGAGGAGAUCGCUAUACCUAACCGAAAGAGGAAAUACAAAUGGGAAGAUGGGAGUACAAGGUUAGAAUGAAGUAGAUUGGGUUUUGGAGUUCAGAGCUAAAGGUUUUUCCCAGAGGUUAUUUAGAGAGCAGGAAUAUUGGUUGCUACAGUUGAGCCUAAUCUUUUUUUUUCUUUCUUUUUUCCUUUAGGGGGUUUUCUUUGUGGUUGGUUAGAUAUUCUGCUGAGGCCUUUUUCUGCAAAAACUAGAGGGGAAAGCAUUCAUGUACACUGAUUCUUGUCAAUUGUCAUAGAUUGUUAGUUUUUAUUUUUAUGAUGUAAAUAUGUAUCAUUUACAGAGAAAUACUAUCGUUAGGACAUUUAUUGACGUAGGAUAACUCAUUUACUAGCAAUUAUUGAGUUAAUCCUUUCUGAGAA